Sphaeramia orbicularis (orbiculate cardinalfish) is the source of this 5790-nucleotide messenger RNA. It is a transcript of the gene epha4l, whose product is annotated as eph receptor A4, like. The record is from RefSeq and is a predicted model, not a curated record. The transcript is spliced from 18 exons. Gene Ontology annotation, molecular function: ATP binding; protein binding; transmembrane-ephrin receptor activity. NCBI's taxonomy places the organism in Eukaryota, Metazoa, Chordata, Actinopteri, Kurtiformes, Apogonidae. Gene Ontology annotation, cellular component: plasma membrane; dendrite. The coding region runs from base 125 to 3094 and encodes 989 amino acids. Gene Ontology annotation, biological process: ephrin receptor signaling pathway; axon guidance; protein phosphorylation.
ACCCAUAUUCCACUGGGAAAGAGAGAGAGAGAGAGGAGAGAGAGAGGGAAUGAGAGAGAGAGACCAGGACCUGUGAGCAGAGCAACGAAAGAAAAAGAGGAGAGAAAACGGAACAAGGACACAAAUGGCACUCAUGGCAGGGAUUUUGUUCACGGCCACUUUUCUUUUUUUGGGGAUUUCUACAUUUGUUUCGCCGGCACGGAUAUAUCCCCCAAAUGAAGUCACGUUAUUGGACUCUAGAGCUGUUCAGGGGGAGCUGGGAUGGGUCGCCAAUCCGACAGAAGGAGGGUGGGAGGAAGUGAGCAUAAUGGAUGAGAAGAACAUACCCAUCCGGACAUACCAGGUGUGUAACGUUAUGGAGCCAAACCAGAACAACUGGCUCCGCACCGAUUGGAUCCCUCGUGGUGGUGCCCAGCGAGUCUACAUUGAGAUCAAAUUCACCCUCCGAGACUGCAACAGCCUUCCAGGGGUCAUGGGAACCUGCAAGGAAACCUUCAAUCUUUACUACUAUGAGUCCAACAAUGACAAAGAGCGCUACAUCCGUGAGAACCAGUUUCUAAAAAUUGAUACAAUCGCUGCUGAUGAGAGCUUUACUCAAGUGGACAUCGGCGAUCGCAUCAUGAAGCUGAACACAGAAGUGCGGGAUGUGGGCGCCUUGAACCGCAAGGGCUUCUAUUUGGCCUUCCAGGAUGUUGGAGCAUGCAUUGCGCUUGUGUCUGUCAGGGUGUUCUACAAGAAAUGCCCCUUAUCGGUGCGUAACUUGGCCCAGUUUCCCGACACCAUCACUGGAGCAGAUACAUCCUCUCUUGUGGAAGUUCGGGGAUCAUGUGUGGAUAAUUCAGAGGAAAAGGAGGUUCCUAAGAUGUACUGUGGAGCUGACGGAGAAUGGCUGGUGCCUAUUGGGAACUGCCUGUGCAACCCAGGAUAUGAAGAACGCAAUUCAGAAUGCCAAGCGUGCAAGAUUGGUUACUACCGUGCUUUAGCCACAGACGGCUCCUGUUCCAAGUGUCCACUCCAUAGCUAUUCUGUCAGGGAAGGCUCCACGUCUUGUGCCUGUGACAAGGGAUACUUCCGCUCUGAAACAGACCCAGCAUCCAUGCCCUGCACCCGCCCUCCAUCAGCCCCACUCCACCUUAUCUCAAAUGUGAAUGAGACCUCUGUAAAUCUGGAAUGGAGUCCACCUCGUAGCUCUGGAGGACGUCAAGAUCUGACAUACAAUGUGGUCUGCAAGCGUUGUGGCCCCGAUGGCCGCCGCUGUCAACCCUGUGGUAAUGGCAUCCACUUCAGCCCCCAGCAGCUGAGUCUGAAGGGAACCAGGGUGUCCAUCAAUGAGCUGCAGGCCCACACCAACUACACUUUCGAAGUGUGGGCAGUGAACGGUGUUUCACCGCAGAGCCCAGGGCCAGAACAGGCAGUGUCGGUGACUGUCACUACGAACCAAGCAGCUCCAUCUCCGGUAACUUCCAUCCAAGCAAAGGACAUCACAAGACACACUAUCUCACUGGCUUGGCAACCACCGGAUAGAGCCAACGGAGUCAUCCUGGAGUAUGAGGUCAAAUACUAUGAGAAGGAUCAAAAUGAAAGAAGCUACAGAAUUAUAAAAACCUCAUCAAGAAACACUGACAUUAAGGGCCUCACUCCCCUCACCUCCUACGUAUUUCAUGUGCGUGCACGUACUGCAGCCGGCUAUGGAGAGUUCAGUGGCCCAUUUGAGUUCAUGACCAACUCCGUCCCAGCUCCCAUUAUCGGUGAUGGGGCCAACUCCACAGUGUUACUGGUGUCCGUGGUGGGCAGUGUGGUCCUCUUAAUCAUCCUCAUCAGUGCUUUUGUCAUCAGCCGAAGAAGGAGUAAGUACAGCAAGGCCAAGCAAGACUCUGAUGAGGAGAAGCACUUACAUCAAGGAGUGAGGAUAUAUGUUGACCCCUUUACUUAUGAGGACCCUAACCAAGCCGUCCGGGAGUUUGCCAAAGAAAUCGACGCUUCCUGUAUCAAGAUUGAGAAAGUUAUCGGUAUUGGGGAGUUUGGCGAGGUGUGCAGCGGCCGCCUGAAGAUGCCCGGCAAGAGAGAAAUCUGUGUGGCCAUAAAGACACUAAAGGCCGGCUACACUGACAAGCAGAGGAGGGACUUCCUGUCCGAGGCUAGCAUCAUGGGCCAGUUUGACCACCCGAACAUCAUUCACCUGGAGGGCGUGGUUACCAAAUGUAAGCCAGUGAUGAUUAUCACAGAGUACAUGGAAAACGGAUCGCUGGAUGCAUUCCUGAGGAAAAACGACGGUCGCUUCACUGUGAUCCAGCUCGUUGGCAUCCUGCGUGGAAUUGCAUCAGGCAUGAAGUAUCUAUCCGACAUGAGCUACGUUCACCGCGACCUGGCAGCUCGUAACAUCCUAGUAAACAGCAACCUGGUAUGCAAAGUGUCUGACUUUGGCAUGUCCCGAGUGCUGGAGGACGACCCCGAGGCUGCAUACACCACAAGGGGAGGGAAGAUCCCCAUCCGCUGGACGGCCCCAGAGGCCAUCGCUUACAGGAAGUUCACCUCGGCCAGUGACGUGUGGAGCUACGGGAUUGUCAUGUGGGAGGUGAUGUCAUACGGCGAACGACCAUAUUGGGACAUGAGUAACCAAGAUGUGAUCAAAGCUAUUGACGAGGGCUAUCGGUUGCCCCCACCCAUGGACUGCCCCGUGGCACUCCACCAGCUCAUGCUGGACUGUUGGCAGAGAGAGAGAGCCGACAGGCCAAAGUUUGGACAGAUUGUGAACAUGUUGGACAAGCUGAUCCGCAACCCCAACACUCUGAAGAGGACUGGGGGAGAGAGCACUGUUCGGCCCAACACCACCCUGCUGGAACCAGGAAGCCCUGAGGCGUCCUCGGCCGUGGGCACCGUGGAGGACUGGCUGCAGGCCAUCGGGAUGGAGAGAUACAGUGACAACUUCACCGCUGCUGGAUACACCACCCCAGAAGCUGUGGUCCACAUGACACAGGAGGACAUGGCUCGCAUAGGCAUCUCCUCGGCAGCACACCAGAACAAGAUCCUGACCAGCGUCCAGGGAAUGCUGUCCCAAAUGCAACAGAUGCAAGGCAGAAUGGUUCCCGUCUGAGAGAUUUAAAACAAAGAGGAAAACGAAGCAAAGCGACUUCUUUUCUUAUGAAAAAAAUAAAUAAAUAACAAAAAGAUUAAAUAUAAAAAAAGAGACAAAUAAACUAUGAAGAAAUAGUUUACCUCAUCCUUGCACUUUAAAUUGGAUCUAAAAGAAAAGAUGUUGAUGAAGAAGAAAAAAAGUGGUGAAAAUGGCACUUUUUUUGUCAAAUCAGACCUUUAUCUUGCCCUUUUUUGUUGUUUUGGAGAAUGGGACUCUUCUGUCUGCAGCAUUUAUGGAUACAUAGAUGGACGGAUGGAAAAGUGCUUCCGAGGCCAAUUUGGAGUGCCUUUAAUGGUCUGGAAGGAAAAGCGAGGGAGGGGAAUUGUACCUUUCUUCCUCCUCUUGGGCAGAGUGUUGUUUCUGGAACUUUCUUUCUGGAAUAAUACUCGGAGCAGAUUUUUUUGAUUUCCUGUGACUGUGUUUAUUGUACAUGAACUGUUUUGUGUGGGACUUGCAGGCUUCCCCGGCCACCAUUGUUCUCUCUCAGCUGGAUCUGUUUGAUAUCUCACAGACAAAAUGGAGGAUCCUCACCGUCAGAUAUAAACAGUGAAUCUCUGAGAGGUUGAGGGUUGGAUUCCAAGGGGAGAUGGCGAUGCAGGGAGGGCUUAUUUUAAGGAGCUUCUUGUGUUUUUUGCCCUGUUCUGGCCUUGUUUUUCUCCCAGAACAUUAUAUUUUGUUGCCCUCAGGACGUUGCUGAGAAUGUCUUUGAUCUUCCAGAGGAGCCUUCCCACUCCCCUGUCUUCCCAAAAAUGCCCUCCUACACCUCUGCUAAACACACAAUUUGGAUUCUUACAUUUGUCCUUCCAUCUGAACAAAAAGCCCCUGCUUUCCUCACUGCAGGACCUGUGGAUGCAAGAAUGAAGUAAUUUUUUGGCUGGAUUUUUUUUUUUUCCCAAAAAAAGGCAAUAUGGAAUGCAGACUGAAUCAGAAACAACAGCAUCAUCAACAAAGAAAAUACACAAAGGCUUAUUCCACAUUCGCUCAAGCUGCUGCUGUCCAUCAUAAAUAGGAUCCCGGCCGCUCUCGUCAUGACCAAAUUUCCUCCUCUUCCUCGUCCUCGUCUUCCUGCAUGUGCUUUUCCCUCUUCUCCUUGGAGUCUCCUCUGACACUGAGAUGACAAAUCCAUCCCCACGCGUCUGGGACGACCACCGUCACAACAUGUCAACUUGACAAACUAGCCACCAUGUGCUUGUGGCCAUCCAGUUCUGUACUGGAAUUACUAUGAAUGAUUUAACAGCAUUAAAAAGAGACAAUAAGAAGAAUGUAAUAUAAUCGAGAAGCCCUGCUCCAGCUGAUAAUGUGCUUUUAAUUUGGAGAGUUUCAUUUUUUUUUGUAAUUUUUUUUUGUUUGUUUUUUGUUUUAUUUUUUUGUUGUUUUUUUUGUUGUUUUUUGUUGUUUUGGUCAUUGUUUGCAUGUAAAGUAACAAGCAUUUGAUUUGAGUGUGUGAACAUGUCUGGAUUGUAUGCAGUGUGUGUGUGUGUGUGUGUGUGUGUGUGUGCGUGUGUGUGUCUAGAUGAUGUAUGAGCGACAAUGUCUUGAAGUACUAUCAGUAAUUGUGUCUGUCUUCAUGCCACUGUAGAAGAGGAGGAGAUAACAGAGUUGAAUUGUUUUUGAUAUAUAUAUAAAAAGAGCCCCAGACUUUUUUUUUUUGCUUUUGUGUCGUCUUAAAAAACUACGUAAGGUGUGUUUCUCAAAUGCAAGCUCUCAGCAACAGCAUUUAUUAAGCAGCUUUCUGGAAUGCAGCCCAUUUCUGCUUUGGCAGUUAAAAGCGGCUUACAAAUGGACACACUGGAACAAGUGUGACUAAAAGCCUCCUGUCCAUAGAAACACAUCAAACAUAGACUAGAGUUUGGACUCGCCGAGCUCACGAGAAGUCAAGGGGGAAAUCUAAACCAUCUGAAGCAUCACUGUCAAUAUGGGAGCAGCUGAAAAUGACGCACCUGAACACAGCAAAGGAUCAGAGAAGUGGGAAAAAGGUCUUUAAGAAGGGAAUACUGUUUUUUUUUUUUUUACUUUUUUUUCCCCAGAGCACAUCAUACAGCUACAGUUUUAAUCCAAUGGACUAUAUUCUUUGUUUUUCUUUAUCUCCUGAAACUGUACUUAUGUGAAUGUUUUUGGACUCGCAAAUGACGCUUCAUGUAAUACAGAAACACCUCCGUCCUUAAUUCAGCUCUUACUGCUCUUUCCUUUUGGCAGCGUGUUACUUUUGGGUUUUAUCUAAGGAAAAAAGGACCUGUUUGGAAAUAUGCAAGACAUGUUGGGAAGGAGAAGGAAACCAGAAUGUACUGUAAAAUACUUUUUUCCUUUGAUUAAAUGUUGGACGAAUUGAAAAAAAAAAAGGAAGAAAAAAAUUAACAAUCGCAAGAGUAAUGUUUGUCAUUGUAUGCCUUCUGAUGCCAUAUGAUCUAGCCAUGUAGAUCUAACAUUCUCUCAAAAAUUUUUGUACCUUUUUUUUUUUUUUUUGACAUGAUCAUGAUUUUGUUUUCUUUUUGGCAUUGUUUAUUUUUUGUUUUGUCAAGGAGCUCUAGGUACAUGUAACUUAUGUCAUUUAUUUAUGUCCUUUUAUAUCUAGUUUGUAAAAUAAUAGCCUAAAGUGAAGAAAAUAAAAGAGUGCCAAAGUGCAUUCUUAUUAAAGUAGAAACCGUAUGAUGAUA